GUGAACCUUAACAACUCACCAGAGACUAUACCAGACCAACAAGAAUGGCUUCCUCAGUCCUUCAGAUGAUAAUGGCCAUAGGACUGCUUACUUUGAUUCUUCCCUGUCAUGCUGAUGAUAAGCCAGUAGUCUCUGUUCCAAAACAAGAUUCAGAACUCCCAUCAUUCUUAAAUUCCCUGGGCACUGGAAUCCUUGAGUCUGCAGUGGAAUAUGUUCUCUCCUCAAUGGCCCGGAGAUCUGGAUUUUCUGAUGUGGAAGAUAAACCAGAAAAGACUUCAUAAAAAGAACUGGAUGCCAAUCUCAGCUCCUCAACCAGACCAGGCCCCUCCUUUCCCUCAGCUUUCCUGGUUGUCCAGCCCAGAGACCCUGAGCUGCUGUUAUUGCUUUGGAUAUCAGUAGCUCCAGUCCCCUGGCUCAGCCUCAGAAGAUUAUGUGUAAAUGAUCACUCUUCCCUUCCUGGAAGACAAAAUAAAGUCCAUAAACUCAUGAUAUUGAGUCAUUACAGUGACAAGGUAUUUCUCUCAAUGUGUUGAUGCUCUUGAUAUAAAAAUAUCAGCACCCCACUGAUAACCACAAUAGGCACUGUGUCUAGAAAAAGGAAUGCUUCUCAGGAACUCCAUUUCCAGAGAGCUGGGCCCUUUCUUUGGGAGUCAACAUGCGCUAUAUCGAAAAGUAUGCUGAGGAGCCCAGUAUCCUUUGCUUCCUCCAUUAGAUUCCAUCAUGACAAUGUAGUAAUUGUGAUGGAAUUUACAUUUGAUGAUUAAAGGUUUCACAUAUUUAGAAUUAUAUUCUCUCUUGUAAGAUCUCUUUGAGCUCUGACAUUCUAUGCUCUGUGUUUUAAGGCUCCUUCCACCUCUUGGAUUCUGUGUUCUAUUACAGCUCUGAGAUUCUGUGUAUGGUGUUUUAAGACUCCUUUUAGCUUUGAUAUUCUGCAGUUAUGUGACAUAGUCCCUUUCUAGCUCUGGGCUCAGUUUCCUACCUACUCAUCAUCCCAAAAUGUAUCAAAAUAUGGAAAGUAUGUCAAAGUGAUUUGUUCUUAAAAUUAUAGUAAUAAUAUGUCAAUGUGCUUCAUACUUAAAAUAAUAAUUAUUAUAAUUUUCAUUAUUAUUAUUUAUUAUUAUUAUUUUGUCUAGUUUUAAUGCCACCUUCUGCAGGAGGUAUUUCCAAUCUCCCUAGGGGCUGGUGCCUUCCCAUCUGACAUUGUAUCUGCUUUGUAUGUGUCUUAUAUAUGCCUGUAUAUUUAUAUUUUUCCUCUGUCCUUAGAAUGUAAUACCCUUGAGGGCAAUGACUCUGUUGCCUUUGUCCUUGAAUCUCCAGUGAUUAGCACAGUCCUUAGCAUGCAUAAACAUUUUUAAUAAAUGUUAAGUGAUCACUUGCUUA
Vombatus ursinus (common wombat) is the source of this 1380-nucleotide messenger RNA. RefSeq names its product chromosome unknown C5orf46 homolog (gene CUNH5orf46). The record is from RefSeq and is a predicted model, not a curated record. The coding region runs from base 45 to 281 and encodes 78 amino acids. NCBI's taxonomy places the organism in Eukaryota, Metazoa, Chordata, Mammalia, Diprotodontia, Vombatidae. The transcript has 4 exons.